GUAUAUUUAAAUACCAACAGGGUCGGCUGACAGAGCUGACAUGUACAAGACCGUGUGAACUCAAAAACCGCACAUGAACUACAUACGCCAUUGGAAUUCUCAGAUAAAGCCCUUAUCUGGAAGGGUCUUGCUUUGUAAACAAACAUCAGGUCAGUAACGAUUGGUCAGCUGACAUUUAGAGUGGCACUCAUCUGGUGCCCAGCAAGUAUCAGAGGAACUAGCUUGCACCUCAAACAGACUGUAUUCCCUUGAGAAGCUAGAGUCUUGUCAAAACUAACCUGCUGUUUAACAGACUGUGACCUGCAUCGCUGUAAACAAGAGAGCUGUGCGGUUGCAGAUCUGAGCAGAGUUUGGCUGUUCAGCGGAGGAGGUGAGAUGUUAAAAGAAACAAUGAAGCACCCAAAUAUCAUCCUGCCUCAUUUUACGUCACUUCCGGAUGGCCGUGACGUCAUAGUUGACGCGAUGACAGAAAGUCAUUUAAAACAAGUAUGGCACAUCGUUCAGGAAGCCGCACAAAACAACGACGGCUUCGGGUCUGACGAAUUCCCCACAGAAGAGACCUUCCGGGACGACAUCAAAGGCGGUAGUCGCUUCGCCAUCUUGAACAAAGAGAAUGGUGAAAUGAUUGCGGCAUUUGUGCUUGCAAUAAGUAAAUAUUACCGUGGACAGAACGUUGUGGAUCCAUUUGUUAUUGUUCAUCGUUGUGAAAGGAGGAAAGGAGUGGGAGAACUGUGUUUUCAGUUGUGCAUACAGUACGCCAGGACGUUGGGGUACAUGGGAAUGUAUGUCGACACGUUCAGCUCAAAUACUGCAAUGAUCAAGAUUAUUGAGCGGUCGGAAGGCUUUCAGAAAGUGGGUUAUCUCCCCAUGGGAGGUCGGACUAAAGAUGGCGCUAUCAUCGGUUCAUACAUUUACUACAGGGAUCUCAGAGUUACGUGAUAAGACUUUAGUUUAUUAUCAAAUGUGCAGCUGGAUGCAGAUGGGGACCUUGGGUAGACUGGUACCUACCCUUCGCCUCCUAAUGGCUGCACAAUGUGAGGAGCGCAAGCGCUCUUGGGAAGACGGACCAGUCUAUACCUCGGGUAGUACGUUGACGUGAUACUCAGGGUCGUGUGCAACAGUAGGCAGCCAUUGGUUUACUCUAUAAUUCAAGGGGAAUUUACUCUUUUUUCCUGGUCUCUGAAGGUCUAUGAAGUCAACCAGUGUCAACGGGGGCGUAUUGGAAGGGGUGCACUGGUCCUACUGCCUAUAUGUUCCGUUAAACUAAAAUAGAAGUAUCCACUAGAAGAGAUAUGUAGGCUAUGUCGAUACAAAUAAGCCGGUUGUUCCGGCUGGUGCCCUAUAUGUCCAUAGUUCCCUUUAUAAAAUAUGAAAUGUUUGUGUAUUUUAGAUAUGUUCGUUUUAGGUUAACCUGAAUAAGAAAACAAUGUGAGUAAAUGUGUUAGGAGCUGGUAGCCCCCACUUAAAUUGAAUGUCUUACAUUAAAUGAUAUUCCGUUUCUAUGGUAUGAAGAUGCAAUAAGCACACGUAUAUUGAUGGGGUUUUGUUCAAAGUGUGGCAUGUAUCCGGUAUAUAUGUACAUUCUGGUUUCAUGACGCAGUGGACACACUGAAUGUGUAUAGUUUAUAACACAGUUUGAAGCUCAGACUAAUAAAUAUUGUUGUAAGUUA
Molecule: messenger RNA, 1670 nt
Organism: Haliotis rubra (blacklip abalone)
Lineage: Eukaryota; Metazoa; Mollusca; Gastropoda; Lepetellida; Haliotidae
Exons: 2
Coding region: 376-939 (187 amino acids)
Molecular function (GO): acyltransferase activity, transferring groups other than amino-acyl groups
Source: RefSeq, a predicted model, not a curated record